GGUAAUAAAUACUGGGCCCAGCUGGUGAGAACCAUGUCCCAUAUGCAAAAGAAACACUCCCCAAGUGAGAAUUGAUUUCUGUUAAAUGUAAUGUGAUGUUUUGCUUUGUUGCCAGUUAUUAAUGUGGAUAGCAGAGACAGGCACCUAACUAACCUCAUCCGGCAGGCAGAGGAGCUUUUGAAUGACCUGUCCUCUGAGAGGCUGAGCAACUCACUCAGCCACAACAACGCAGAGAAACAGAAACAACGUCGAGCCUGCGAGUCACGAUACAAACUGUACAAACAAAUGAAAGCACAGGUUACAACAGCAAUGGUCCCUGGCCCUCCAACUAAUGUGUGUCUCACUGUGACAAGCAGUACCUCACUGACCGUUACAUUCGAGGAGCCACUGAGUGUGAACCCCGCUCUGAUCACCAGAUACAAAGUGGAGUGGAGCUGUUUGCUGGAUUCCUCGGGGGAAUGUGGAGAGCUCCUGCUGGAAGGUCUCAGCACUCUAAGAUGUACGAUUACAGGACUCGUGACGGGUCAAGGUUACUAUGUCCGAGUCUCAGCUGCCAAUAUGAAGGGCUGGGGUUCCCCACAAACUGCCAGCCCAGCAUUCGCUGUUCCAUCCA
Molecule: messenger RNA, 613 nt
Organism: Chiloscyllium plagiosum (whitespotted bambooshark)
Lineage: Eukaryota; Metazoa; Chordata; Chondrichthyes; Orectolobiformes; Hemiscylliidae
Source: RefSeq, a predicted model, not a curated record